Messenger RNA from Rana temporaria (common frog), 5986 nucleotides. It is a transcript of the gene NINL, whose product is annotated as ninein like. Gene Ontology annotation, cellular component: centrosome. Bases 166 to 5568 code for a protein of 1800 amino acids. The record is from RefSeq and is a predicted model, not a curated record. Gene Ontology annotation, biological process: microtubule anchoring at centrosome. NCBI's taxonomy places the organism in Eukaryota, Metazoa, Chordata, Amphibia, Anura, Ranidae. The transcript has 29 exons. Gene Ontology annotation, molecular function: calcium ion binding.
UCCUCUCCUGGAGGAUGUGCUGGUUCUAGAAGGAGGAGCAGAGUCUGGGAUACACAUCGGCUAACGUAUUGUCAUCUGCUAACUGUAUGUCUUCUAGAACGAUGGCCUCCCCCCGGAGCCGCCUGCCGUCUCCUUCACUAUGAGGAGGAAACAAUUUGAUAUGGGAUGGACAAGGAAGAGAAGAACAAAUAUGUGUCCCAGCUACAGGAGGUCUUCACCAGCUGUGACACAACGGGCACGGGUUACCUGGACAAAGAUGAGUUGACAGGUCUAUGUCACAAGCUCCAUCUGGAUGCACAGCUCCCUUUACUGCUGCAGACACUACUGGGAAAUGAUCACUUUGCCAGGGUCAAUUUUGAGGAGUUUAAAGAAGGAUUUGUGGCUGUCCUUUCAUCAACUAUUGACAUCAGCAUAUCCGAGGAUGAUGAUGAGAGCAGUUAUUUGGAGCCAGUCAUUCCAGAUGAGGUAAAACCAAAGUUUGUGAAAGGUAACAAGAAAUAUGGCCGUCGUACGCGACCUGAGCGUGAAGCUGCAGAAAAUGAGGCCAACAAGCAUCUGCAAGAGACUCAUCAAGGCAAGAAUAAGAAGAAAAGCUCCCUGAGAAGGUCCUCUUCACUGGAGAGUGUGGAGAGUCUCAAGUCGGAUGAAGAAGCAGAAAUAGUGAAGGAGCCUGAGAUUGAAAACUUCGAAGCAGAAGGACAGCUAAGGGCAUGGAACACAGGAAUAUAUGACAGUCCAAGAAGAACUUCUGAUAUGACUCAAAACCAGGUGCGGGACAUCUGGGAGGAGCUUGGUGUUGGACACCAUGGAUACCUCAAUCAACAGGAACUUUCCACUGUAUGUAAGAAUAUAGGACUUGAAGAUCUUACCGAAGAGGAACUUGAAGACCUGUUUAACAAGCUGGACAGAGAUGGAGAUGGCAGAGUAAGCUUUCUAGAGUUUCAAGUGGGUUUGUUUAGCCACACACCUAUUGCUUCCACACCACUAAAACAUCAUCGUCCAUGUGCACUUUACAAGCUAGAAGACAGCAGCCAUAAAAGUCCAUCUUUGCUGUCGGGAUUUGGAGGCUUCCAUGUUUUCUCGAAAAUUGAUGAUGGAACUGGCUUUGGAAACCCAGAGCAGAUCAUGAUCAUUUGGGAAGAAGAGGGUAUUGAGGAUGGUAAAGAAAUAUUUUUGAGCUUGGAUUUUAGUCCAGAGGAGCGAGUGAACCUUUUGGAGCUCACUGCUGCUUUAGAAAAUGAGUUGCUUGCAACGAAAAAUCGAAUUCAUAUGGCAGCAUUGGCAUCCUACAAGCAUGAGCUGCACCAUCAGCAUAACCAAGUUGAACAGAUUAGUAAAGAGCGAGAUAAAGCCAAACAGGACCUGGAGAGCGCAGAGAGGAGGAACUCGCUGCUGGUUGAUGAGGUCGAUGACCACAACUCUGUUAUGGAGAGUCUUAAUGAGAGCAAAAUCAAGGAUUUGGAACAGGAGUACAGACAACGCUUGUCUUCUAUGCGAUCAGAGCUGGAGAAUGAGAAGGAGCAAUUCCUGCAACAGAAUGAUCAGCAAAAGAAAAAACUGGAGACUGAUCUGGCUAAUUAUCAGAUGGAACAGGCCUAUUUCAGACACAAACUGGAUUUAUCCUUAAAGGAGAACAGCAGGUUACAAAAGGAAAUGUUGGAGGUUGUGGGAAAGCUAUCUGAAUCGGAUAGUCAGCUGGUAAAACUACAGACCAGUCUAGAUCAAAUGCUGCAAAACAAGAAACUGAUGGAUCCUCACAAUACAGAGUUUUAUACACAGGAAGAGAAAUUUGCAGAGAUCAUUAGGGAAUAUGAGAUCCAGUGCAGGGAACUACGUGAUCACAAUGAUGAACUGCAGAUCCAGCUUGAAACCCUCCGAUCCCAGCUCAGUGAAAGUAAAUAUUCACGCUUACUGGGUAAGAUGAAGGAUAACAAGUUACUGCACCACAAGGCAAAAGAAAAGAUCCAUCAAAGCCAUGCAGAUACACCCGCAAAAAGGGGACUGGCCUCAAGGUUGAGAAGAAGUGUCUCUGCAGCAGGUUCAAAUGGUUUGUCAAUUGUCAUGUCUGAAGCGCCUUCUAUGACCAUGGAAGCUGAGUUGACAAAGCAUCAAGUGAAAGAACUACAGCAAGAAAUUGAGGACCUUAAAAUACAACUUGAAACAAAGGUUAACUAUUAUGAGAGGGAAUUGGAACUUAUGAAAGUUAACUUUGAAAAAGAGAGGAAAGACUCAGAGCAGAACUUCAAGCUGGAAAUCAGUGAACUUGAAGAGCAGAAGGCUGACCUUGAGGAGCUCAAUGCAAAAUAUCAAGAAGUGAUAGAUGGCUUAAAAGAACAACUUCCCAAAACUGCUCAGAUCCAGGAAAUGAAGAAGUUUGAGAAAGAGAGAGCUGCCAUGGAAGAAUAUUAUGCAAAGGAAGUGUCUGCACUGGGCCAGCGGCUAUGCAGGGAGAAGGAGCAGCUGGAGGAAGAGCUAAAGAGGAGCCACCAGCAUGAACUUCAGUCAAUGAGGGAAGAGGCAGAGGAAGAACUUGCUGAGAAACUGGCACAAAUUGAAUCCCAGUAUACAGAGUAUUGCCAGUCUUUAAUACAACAGCAUCUAAAUGAAAACGAUGAACUCUUGCAAAAACUUGAGCUGGAAAAGAAGGCCUUAAUACAAGAUCACAUGGAUGAGAUUAACCGAUGGCAAGAAAAAGAGAGGGCGCAAUGGAAAGGCGAUCAGAUGAACCCGGUCGAGAAACCAAGUGAGGAACAAGCUGGUAUUUGUAAAACUUUCGCUAUUGAGAAGGAAAUUCUAGAAAGAAACUACAGAGAUCACAUUAAUAGGCUUAACCAUGAAAUCGAGGGUUUGAAUGCACUUGUGCUAAAAGCCAAGAGUUCUAACCUAAUCAAGAAAGAGAAGCAGUCUUUAGUAAACAGACUCGGUGAUCAUUGUACAAAGGGGAACGAAGGACCACAUUUAUUUUCUCUACAGGAAGAAAGUACAGAGCCAGAGCAUCAAAUGAUGGACAAUACAAAUAAGCAACAUAAUGAAAAUGUCUGGCAUCAAAGUGAUUCUGCACCUUUACAUGUACAGCACAGGCUGGUCUUGUCUGCCGUAGAAGUGUUGAAAGGAGAACAGUCCUUAAAACAAGCACAGGAGCAUGUACUGAUGAUUCUGCAAGAGAUGGUGCGCUUGGUAGCUUCCUUGAGAGCACAGCUGCAUAAAGAAACAAAGGCUCAAGAGACUCUUGUUGUGCAUCAGAAAGGAUAUGGUGAAGACCAAAUACAUCUUAGUAACCAAUUUAAAAAAAGAGAAGACGAAUGCAUGUUGGCUAAGGACAAAUCAAAAGACCUGACCUUUCAGUUGCUUGAAGGCGAAUCUCCUGUCAAAAACCUGGAAUCGGCACUUCAGAUGCUUGGCAGAGAGGAAGAAGAACUGGAGAAACAGGUGGCAGUGUUAGCAGGCCAUAUUGGCUUGGAGUACAAGCUUAUGAGAAACAAAAUACAAGAGCAAGGUGGGGAUUGCGCACCUAAAAAUGAGUGCCGUUAUCUUAUCGCAAAUGUCAAAGAGCUUGUUGAUGACAAUCCCUCGUUAUGCCAGCAGCUGUUAAGCAAGGACGACAUAUUAAACCUCCUACUCGGCCAUCUCAGAAAAGCAAUGAGUCAGUGCCAACAGCUAGAACAGCUAACGGCCAAACAAAUCCAGGAAUCCACCGACCAGCUUGAAAGAGAGAAGGACUAUGUCAAAGGCAGGCUGUUUCAGCUAGAAGACUUGGUACGGAGGCUAGAGCAAGAAACUAUUUCAAACCAGGAUGACAGGAUGGAGCUGACUAGACUUUCUGAAGAUAAUGCAUUUCUCAGGAACAAGGCUGAGCGGCUCCAACAAGAUAUCAUUCAUUUGGAUGACUCCAACAAGAAAUACAGAACUCAGGUUGAGGAGUUAAGGAAAGAAACAGAGUACCUGCAUUCCGAACUUAAACAACUAAGCAAACAGUAUCAGGACCACCAGAAUGAGUUGUCGCAAUCAAAUGUACAGCAUGAUGAGACCGUUCUUCAUCUAAACACCAAACUACAGGAGGUCACGGAACAGAAGGACAAAGCUGAUGCUGUUCUAGAGCAACUGCAGGGAAUGAAUAUUGCUCAGGAGACUGAGACUCACGAGCAACAGGUGGUCUGGCAAAGAGAAAAAGAAGAAUUAGAACAAGAACUGCAGAAAACCAAACAAGAGAAUGAGAAAUACUGGGAUGAACUGUGCCAGCUGAACACACACAGCCUUCAGUUGACAAGCACCUUAUCUGAUCUCACUACGCAGAGAGAGGGGAGCUAUGAGACCAUCCAGCAAAUGAAUACUAAACUCAGAGAGGCGAUUGAAGAAAAGCAUCAGACAUCUGCACUUGUGGAGCAGCUACAGGGAAAGAUGAAUGAACUGAAGAGAGAGAACCUUCAGAAUGAAGCUGGAUGGCAGAGGGAGAAAAUACAGCUUGAAAGUGAACUGCAAAUGUCCAAACAGGAGAGCUUUGAAACCCGUAACGAAUUAUGUCACUUGACCAGUGCAAUGUUUCAACUAAAGAUGCAAAAUAAAGAUGGCCAGGAGAACAUGCAACACUUGGAAAGUAGGCUGAAAGAAGUGACCAAGCAGAAGGAAGAGGCCACUGCGACAGCAGAAAAAGUUCAAAACCAGCUUCAUUUAGUAGAGAUAGAAAAGGCUGGUUGGUGCCAGGCUAGAGAACGACUAGAACAAGAUCUGCAAACAUCGAAAACAAAGAUUGAAGCGCUGCUUCUCCAACACAGGCAGGAAAAACAAGAUCUUCUGAAUGGGUUGGAUGAAAGUAACAAACAGCUCUUGGUUGUGGCAACAUUUCAAGAAGAAGUAUCAACAUUAAAGCAAGAAAAGCGAUCUCUAGAGGAACAGUGUCAUUCCAUUACCAGACUACUGAAAGAAGCCACUGACAAGGUGAAUCAAGCUGAAGAGCUGAAAACUGAACUAAAAGAAGCUCGGGAGGAUUGUCAUAAUCUAAAGAAAACACAGGAUGAACUAAGAGAAAAACUGGAGGUAUCCCAGGAUCAGCUAUUAGAAGCCAACAGCAAGCUGACCCUUGCACAAUCACAGCAAAUACGGGAAGUCCAGCAGUGGAAGGAGAAGGUGAGCAGUUAUGUUCCUAAGGAGCAGUUGUCGCAUCUGCAGAGCAGACUGUCAGAAGAACAGCAGAAGGUCCAGCAGCUCCAAGAGAGGUUGAGAUUUCAUGCAGAGCAGACCAACCGGCAACUGGCCAUGCAACAGGAGGAACAUGAGAGGCUGCUGCGGAGGAUGGAGGAACGAAUGCAGGAAGUAGAAAUGAAUCUAAAGAAUUUGCGGCUCAUGUUGAGGGAAAAAGUGGACCAGCUCAAGGAACAGCUGGAGAAGAAUGCAAAAGCAGAUAUCUUGCUGAAGGACUUGUAUGUGGAAAAUUCUCAGCUGAUGAAGGCUCUGCAGGUGACUGAGCAGAGGCAGAAGAGUGUAGAGAAGAAAAACUAUGUCCUGGAGGAAAAGAUUGCAGCUCUCAACAAAGUCAUUAGAAAAAUUGCACCUGCCUCUCUGGCAGUUUGAUGCUGGAUCUGAUGAUUUAGUAGUGAGUGACUCUGUGUCACCCCACCACCAGCCUUUGUCAGUAUAUGGCAUCUCAGGGUGACAUUUACAACAGCACCUUAGUGCCCAGACAUGAAAUGGUGUUUGACAGAGACACCUAAUGGAAUCUUUAGCCAAGUUUCCUUUUUAGUGGAAUUCAGCAGGUAUGCCUGGUGCAUGCCUUAUGUGGUAGAACAAUGGUAAUUAAUGCUUCCUAUGAGAUUGGCUGCCCAAAAUUAUGGGUUCCAGAGCAAUAUAAAAAAAAUUCCCACCAUAUGAAAUUGGCACUCUUUUACCUACCAUCUCAUGUCAGAGGGCCACUUUACUUCCAGUUGUACAGAGCAGUCUAUAAAGUGCAACAAAAAAAAGUAAUGUAUGAUGACCUGGACAUAUUUACUAA